This is a messenger RNA of Vespula vulgaris, 1380 nucleotides long. RefSeq lists its product as uncharacterized. The coding region runs from base 243 to 1304 and encodes 353 amino acids. Lineage: Eukaryota; Metazoa; Arthropoda; Insecta; Hymenoptera; Vespidae. The transcript has 2 exons. The record is from RefSeq and is a predicted model, not a curated record.
UACUGUCGAGAUAGGACGUAUUUACUAGUGGCUAAUAACGAAGAAGUAUUAUACAAUUCGAUUAUAUAAAUGUAAAGUGUACAACGUGUACGUGUAUUUCGAAUUAAUUUUGAAAAAGUGGACAAUUCCAAAGCGUAUCCGACUAAAAGGUUUCACUUUGAAGCAUUGCUCCAAAUCAUAGUUCCAUCUAAGCAAAAACAAUUUCUAACAAUUUCAACUAAGGAAAAAAAAUCUUAUCUCAAAUGGCUGAACAGGUUCCUAAUGAAGAUCAAGUAAUACUGCUCGACAACAUUGAUGGAAUUACUGAUAAACAGUACAUAGAUGUAAUUGCUCAAAUAAUCGGUCUCGAUAACAUCAAACAUAUAUUACGAAACAUUAAUGAACCUGUGCAAAUAUUUCUUAGUGAUAAAGAAAUAGUAGACAAUCUUCUAUAUUAUAACAACAUAGUAAACAUUGGAAUGAACUAUCUGAGGAUACGUCCGUUAGUUCCAAGAUCAAAACGAAUUCUCUUAUUUGACGUGUAUCCAACAAUUCCAUCCUUUAUUAUAGAAAGGGAACUCUUCAAUUUAAAUAUUCAACUAACUUCGCAAAUAACGUUCAUGCAGCAAAAUGACGAUCCCAAUUACGCUCAUAUAUUUGGCUCGAAUCGAGAGAUGUACAUUCGACUCGAGGAUGUAUUAAAAUUACCAGAAAUACUUGAGAUACAAUACAAGGAUACAAAGUACUUGAUCCGCUUAUCAAUUGAUAUAACUACGACUAAAGAAGAACAUACCAGGAACUGGGGUGGAUUGGACAAUGGGAACUGCAAAAAGAAAGUAAGAAAUUCAAUUUCAGAUCCUCAACCUAGCACAUCGCAAACUGCUGAAGUUAUUAUACUGUCUCCAGAUCCACAACUCUACACCGACUUACCAUCGACGUCAUCACCAUCAUUAGCCAAAAAUAAUUGUCAAAAGGUUCCAUCAAAAAUGAAAGGAGAAAAAGUAAAGAAUACCAAAGUCAAACGUAAAAUUUCAACUCCAAAACCAAAACUAAAAUAUCAAAUCUAUCAAAACUUACUACCGGCUGAACAAUUUAUUAUGAAGAAUACGGAAAGAUAUGGGAGGCUCCAUUUUCAAAAUAUUUAUGAAUUAAUAUGUGAUACCUUUAGAAAUCCUAAAAGUGUUCUUGAAAUUGUUGCGAAUUAUAGGGCGGAUAUUCUCACCCUCAUUGAUUUACUGUCAAACGUUAAAGAUUAUGUUACAGAACGAUCCUUAAAAUCUCGAAUCAAUAAAAUAAUUGAUCAUCUAAAAAAGAAAAGAACCUAGUAACAAUUACUAAUUAAAUUUAAAUUAUCAUUACUACUAAAUAUAUGUACAUAAUCAAAUUUAUGAGAAAAGGGAU